GGCGCAUUUAUUUUUUCUGAAUCCUAAUUCAUUUUUUUUUUGUUCUUAAAUUAAUUCCAAUUUCCAAGUCCUCUUCAUCUUUAUUGCUUUUUUUAUUCCCUAACUCUUGUUUUAUUGGCAUAGAAAUUUUCUUCGGAUCCUCCUCACUGUCUCUCUAUACUCCACUCUUCAUCAAGCGUUGGGUCAUCGCCGUCUUCCCUUUCCUUCCCUCUCUAACGUAAAGCAGGUAGGAUGAGCAUUUCUGAUGAAGAGGCUGAGAUCAGCGAGUCAGAGAUUGAGGACUAUUCUGAAACACCCUACCGCCUUUUACGCGACGGGACUUACAAGGUGAAGGUGAAUGGACAGCUCAGAUGCCCGUUUUGUGCAGGCAAGAAGAAGCAAGAUUACAAGUACAAGGAGUUGUAUGCACAUGCUACUGGGGUUUCCAAAGGUUCUGCCACCAGAAGUGCUUUACAGAAGGCUAAUCAUCUUGCUUUAGCUAUGUUUUUAGAGAAUGAGCUUGCUGGUUAUGCAGAACCUGUUCCACGCCCUCCAGUUGUUCCUCCUCAGUUAGACGAGACUGAACCAAACCCUCAUAACGUCUAUGUCUGGCCAUGGAUGGGGAUUGUUGUUAACCCUUUGAAAGAAGCGGAUGACAAGGAACUUCUACUUGAUUCAGCAUAUUGGCUGCAGACCCUUUCCAAAUUCAAGCCUAUUGAGGUGAAUGCCUUUUGGGUCGAACAAGAUUCGAUUGUUGGGGUUAUUGCUAAGUUUAACGGAGACUGGAGUGGCUUUGCUGGUGCCACAGAGCUUGAAAAAGAAUUUGAGACCCAAGGGUCCAGCAAAAAGGAGUGGACUGAGAGGAGCGGAGAUUCAGAGUCAAAGGCCUAUGGUUGGUGUGCACGUGCAGACGACUUUGAAUCUCAAGGUCCAAUAGGUGAGUACCUCUCCAAGGAGGGACAGCUAAGAACAGUUUCAGAUAUUUCGCAAAAAAAUGUGCAGGAUAGAAACACUGUUCUGGAAGAACUUUCAGAUAUGAUUGCUAUGACAAACGAAGAUCUGAACAAGGUCCAAUACAGUUACAACAGGACGGCAAUGUCACUGCAAAGGGUCCUAGAUGAGAAAAAAAACUUGCACCAAGCUUUUGCUGACGAAACAAAGAAGAUGCAGCAGAUGUCACUUCGCCAUAUCCAGAAAAUCCUAUAUGAUAAAGAGAAGCUAAGCAAUGAACUGGAUCGUAAGAUGCGGGACUUGGAGUCUCGGGCCAAACAAUUGGAAAAACAUGAAGCACUAACUGAACUGGAUAGGCAAAAGCUUGAUGAAGACAAGAGAAAGAGUGAUGCUAUGAACAAAUCCCUACAGUUAGCCUCACGUGAGCAGAAAAAGGCUGACGAAAGCGUCUUGAGACUUGUAGAAGAACAUCAGAGGCAAAAAGAAGAUGCUUUGAACAAGAUCCUUCUGCUUGAGAAGCAGCUAGACACCAAACAGACACUGGAAAUGGAGAUUCAAGAGCUAAAAGGCAAAUUACAAGUGAUGAAGCAUCUGGGGGAUGAUGAUGAUGAGGCGGUCCAGAAGAAAAUGAAAGAGAUGAAUGAUGAGCUGGAUGACAAGAAAGCUGAGUUAGAAGGGCUAGAAAGUAUGAACUCAGUCUUGAUGACAAAAGAACGCCAAAGCAAUGAUGAGAUACAAGCAGCGCGGAAAAAAUUGAUUGCGGGUUUGACAGGAUUGUUGGGUGCCGAGACCGAUAUUGGAGUAAAAAGGAUGGGAGAACUUGAUGAGAAACCUUUCCUGGAUGUUUGCAAGCUGAGAUAUUCUGCAAAUGAAGCUGCGGUCGAAGCUGCCACCCUUUGCUCUACAUGGCAGGAGAACCUUAAGAAUCCAUCAUGGCAACCAUUCAAGCAUGAAGGAACCGGGGAUGGAGCAGAGGAAGUGGUAGACGAGGAUGAUGAGCAGCUGAAGAAGCUUAAAAGAGAGUGGGGUAAAGAGGUGCAUAACGCAGUAAAAACAGCUCUUGUGGAGAUGAAUGAGUAUAAUGCAAGUGGUCGGUACACAACUCCAGAACUGUGGAACUUCAAAGAAGGAAGAAAAGCCACUCUGAAGGAAGUGAUUACCUUCAUUUCGAACGACAUAAAAAUUCUGAAACGCAAAAGAACCUGAAGGUAUGCUAAAUCUUCUACAGUUGACACAGGUCUCCUUAUAAACACUCAGAAACGUGUAAGAGUCUUUAUAAGGUUUAGGGUAGAAACUCGUCAACAAAUACUGCAGAGGCAUGAUCUCUUUUGUUGACUUCAGUUAAAGAACUUGAAUUAUGAUCUGGUCUGGCUUUGUUCUUGUGCCAUUUUGAUUUGAACUGAAGAAUCCAAUGGUCUUCUACUUUUGGUUGCUGGAUUGGAGAAGCAGGAAGAAGAGGAAGAAUAAAUGGUUAAGCUUUAUGUGAUAUAAGUAACUGAGAAUUGAUGUAAAAUAAUUAGGAUGCUCGUAUGCGUAUGGAGAUUGGAGACUAAUUUCUUUCACUUAUCGUUGAACCUUUUUAUUUAAAAGCAUUCGAAUCUUUAAGUUAUCUCUUUGUUUAUGCUUUUUGUUUUAUAUUUUUGUUAAUAGCCACCAAAAAUCA
Arabidopsis thaliana (thale cress) is the source of this 2593-nucleotide messenger RNA. It is a transcript of the gene FDM1, whose product is annotated as XH/XS domain-containing protein. The record is from RefSeq and is marked reviewed. The transcript has 7 exons. Gene Ontology annotation, biological process: regulatory ncRNA-mediated gene silencing; gene silencing by siRNA-directed DNA methylation. NCBI's taxonomy places the organism in Eukaryota, Viridiplantae, Streptophyta, Magnoliopsida, Brassicales, Brassicaceae. The coding region runs from base 232 to 2136 and encodes 634 amino acids.